AUGGGUAACUGCGUUUCGGCCCAGGACCGGGAGGCGACCCAACGCUCCCAGGAGAUCGACAAACAAAUUGAGGAGGACUCGCGGAAGUUUAAGAAGGAAUGCAAGAUCCUGUUGCUUGGCUCAGGAGAGUCUGGGAAAUCCACGAUCGUCAAGCAGAUGAAGAUCAUUCACCAGAAUGGUUUCACAGAGACCGAGCUCCUGGGCUACCGCACUAUUAUAUACCGCAAUCUACUCGAAUCCGCACACAACAUCAUCCUCGCCAUGCGCAAGAUUGGCGUCGACUGUGAGUUGCAGGAGAAUCGCGCGCGAAUAGACAGCAUUCUCGACUAUGAGGUCCUGGCAGACCCCGACUUUGACUUUUCUGAGGAGAUGGCGAGGGCGAUUUACGAGCUGUGGCAGGACCCCAUCAUUAUUACUAUCAUGGACCACAGUAGCGAGUUCUAUCUUAUGGACAGCGCAAGCUACUUUUUCACAGAGGCUUUACGAAUAGGGACGCGAGAUUACGUGCCGACUGAGACGGACGUUCUCAGAGCCCGUGCCAAGAGUACGGGCAUCACAGAGACGCGAUUUAGUCUUGGUCCAUUAUCAAUACACAUGUUUGACGUCGGUGGCCAACGAUCAGAGAGGAAAAAAUGGAUACACUGUUUCGAGAGUGUAACGAGUAUCAUCUUCUGUACGGCGCUAAGCGAGUACGACCAAGUUCUCUUGGAAGAACGGAGUCAGAAUAGAAUGAAGGAAUCUCUCGUUCUGUUCGACUCAGUGAUAAACUCACGGUGGUUCCUGCGCACAUCAAUUAUCUUAUUCUUGAACAAGAUCGAUGUGUUCAAGAGUAAACUACCGAAAGUUCCUCUGGAGAAGUACUUCCCCGAGUAUACUGGCGGUCCCGACAUCAACAAGGCUGCAAAGUAUAUUCUAUGGAGAUUUAUGCAGGCUAACCGUGCGCGACUGAGCGUAUAUCCACAUCUGACGCAGGCGACAGAUACGACCAACAUCCGCUUAGUGUUCGCAGCAGUCAAAGAGACGAUUUUGCAAAACGCUCUCAAAGAUUCUGGGAUCUUGUAG
Fibroporia radiculosa is the source of this 1062-nucleotide messenger RNA. RefSeq lists its product as uncharacterized. The transcript is spliced from 6 exons. Gene Ontology annotation, cellular component: heterotrimeric G-protein complex. NCBI's taxonomy places the organism in Eukaryota, Fungi, Basidiomycota, Agaricomycetes, Polyporales, Fibroporiaceae. Gene Ontology annotation, molecular function: G-protein beta/gamma-subunit complex binding; GTP binding; GTPase activity. The coding region runs from base 1 to 1062 and encodes 353 amino acids. Gene Ontology annotation, biological process: adenylate cyclase-activating G protein-coupled receptor signaling pathway. The record is from RefSeq and is a predicted model, not a curated record.